This is a messenger RNA of Vavraia culicis subsp. floridensis, 174 nucleotides long. RefSeq lists its product as uncharacterized. The record is from RefSeq and is a predicted model, not a curated record. The transcript has a single exon. Bases 1 to 174 code for a protein of 57 amino acids. Lineage: Eukaryota; Fungi; Microsporidia; Pleistophoridae.
AUGAAAGAAAAGCGGAAGACCUUAAAAGAUGUAACCAACAGCACUGUAAAGCUGAAGUACCCCAAAGAAAUUGAAAACGGCUACGUAACGGAUGAUAGGGAGAUUGUUGGCAUGGUGGUCAGUGAUGAGGAGUGUGGCGUGUUUAUGUACGACGAGGUGAGUGAUGGCGCGUAG